Molecule: messenger RNA, 777 nt
Organism: Haemonchus placei
Lineage: Eukaryota; Metazoa; Nematoda; Chromadorea; Rhabditida; Trichostrongylidae
Source: the annotation of a GenBank genome assembly
AUGGUAUCGGGAGCUCUGACGAUAGCGAUCACUUGUUGUUGUAUUUUCGGAAUUGCUGCUAUCGUAGCUGUUGAACCUAGCAUAAGUUUCUUUGAUGGCAAUGAUCCUUUCAAUCAGUGUAAAACGAGAAUUGAACGGAGAAUCACAGGAUUCUCUGGCGUCAUAUAUUCACACUCACUUUACGGCAGGGAACCGUAUAAUGCCAGCAGAAAUUGUUUUAUGAUGCUGAUUGCACCGCUGGGUUACCGUAUACGACUCAAGAUUAUAGAGUUUGAUGUCAAUGGUAAUAAUUCUUCGUGUGAAAAGGAUACUCUACAUGUCUUCGACCACGAAACCUCGAUCGAUCCAUCUACGGUGCCUUCAAAAUCGAGUGCAACAACGACUCCUGGACCGAUUAUUGGUCAGUUCUGCGGACGGCGUAACAAUGUCACUGAUCUCAGUUUGAGUACAAUGAAUGCCCUGACACUGUGGUGGCACACAGAUGCCAUCCUACCGCAACAACAUCCUGCAAAAGGAUUUCAACUUCAUUGGAAUGCUUUCAGAGUAACAGCUGGAGUUCCAUGCUCAGCAGGACGUGAGUUCGCUUGCGGACAUGAUCAGUGUAUUCCAGUUCAGCUGGCUUGCGAUCGUUUCUCAGAUUGCCCUGAUGGAUCUGACAUAAUCUAUUCUAAACAGUUUGCUGCAAAUUGUGAAGGUGAUUUCAGUGUUUAUCUAUUCAAAGCAGGAAGGAUUGUCAUAAAUAAAAUCAGGCUCAUCUCAUCUCCACGAAAUAGAUAG